This is a messenger RNA of Clupea harengus (Atlantic herring), 552 nucleotides long. RefSeq names its product transmembrane protein 237A-like. The record is from RefSeq and is a predicted model, not a curated record. Lineage: Eukaryota; Metazoa; Chordata; Actinopteri; Clupeiformes; Clupeidae.
AUGACUUACCCCGUACAGUCUCUACUCUAUCUUCUAUUCGCGAUAACUGUUUCUGCUUUCAACAGGGUGAACCUAGCCAAAGCCUCCAUGGCUCUGAGGGGACUGCUUACUCUGGACCCUGCAGCCCUGGCCUCCCUCUUGUACUUUGCGGCUCUCAUCUUGACUCUGAGUCAGCAGAUGACCAGUGAUCGCAUCCAUCUCUACCACACUGCCAAUGAAACACUCUGGCCUCCUGGAUCAGAGCAGCAGCUCCUAAAGCCCUGGAUCGUGGUGAACCUGGUGGUGGCUCUGCUGGUGGGUUUGGCCUGGGUGUUCAUCUCCACCCGGCCUGACAUGGACUACACCGAGGAGUUCCUGAUGGCGAUGGAGGAUUACAGACAUGAUGACAAGCUGGAUAUCCCAACCUGAGGUCAUCACUGAAGACUUUUGAUCUUCUUCCAGACCUCUUCAGCAUUCAUGUCAAGGGGAUUAUUUUGUACAGAUAACAUGUGAAUAGAUUAUAGCUGUGGCUAUUUUUAUAUUAAGAGAAAUAAAGUCAGUUGUGGAAAUUUU